This is a messenger RNA of Branchiostoma belcheri (Belcher's lancelet), 1066 nucleotides long. Its product is annotated as general transcription factor 3C polypeptide 6-like. The coding region runs from base 65 to 733 and encodes 222 amino acids. Gene Ontology annotation, biological process: transcription by RNA polymerase III. Gene Ontology annotation, cellular component: transcription factor TFIIIC complex. The record is from RefSeq and is a predicted model, not a curated record. NCBI's taxonomy places the organism in Eukaryota, Metazoa, Chordata, Leptocardii, Amphioxiformes, Branchiostomatidae. The transcript has 3 exons.
CUAGCGCGGGAGACGGUAAAAAAAACAUUUUUCCAAGCAAAAAAAGGGCGCGAAAAGGACGAUAAUGGCACAAAAACAGGACGAGGCAGGAGAAGAAGAGUACGAGGAAAUCGAGGAUGAGUCCCUGGUGCUUGUGGAGCUGACAGGAAUCAUGGAUACGGAGUUUUUAAGGACCGGGUCCGGACAGUGCAAGUUUGUGGGCAUCGACAGUGAACAGCCGGUACUACAGAUAGACAGGUACAUCUUCACAGGCUCCUAUGAGGAUGCUGUGGGGACCUGUGUGAUGUUUGAGGAGGGGAGUCAGGAGGAGGAGGACCAGCAGACCUACAUGUGCCACACCGCCAAGAAACUCACCAUGACACGGUCUUUCCUGACCAGUAAAAAUGAUGACACAGACUCCAUGUCUUUUCUACGUGAAGACACCCCGCAUCACAGACGAGCCUUGAAGAUAGCCUCCUCCUGUACACUACAUGUCAAACCUGACAAGGCAGCCAGCAAAGGGGCUACAACAGAGGGGAGACAAGAACCCAACAGGACUGAGAGGACUAGUCAAGGCACUGGAGAUGUGGAGAUGGUAGAAGAUGUAGAAAACAUUACAGAGACAUCAAAGCAAGUAGAAAGUCAUGUAGAGGACAGUGAUGAUAGAAUAGGUGAAAGAACACAACUUGGUGGGGACAGGGCUGCAACAGAAACUGGAGACAGAGAAAAAGAAACAGCAUUAUCUGAUAGAUAGUGUCAGAAUUAUUUUAGUUUUUAGUAGAUGAACCUGCUAAAAUCCUGCUUAACUGUGAGUGUGAUGAGGUAGACUUCAGAAGAAAAAAACAACAAAGCUAUGUACAUGUAUUUAUAAAUCAUGGUUUAAUCCAUAUACACUGGAAUAAAGCAGAGUUACAGACAAUGUCAUUCUGGCUUUAUCUUUUAUGACAGUUACACUGUUGACAGUUACAGAUAAACUCUCCUGCUGUAUUGCCAUAAUAGUACCCAUAUUUCUCCAUAAUACAUGAAUACAUUUUGUUCAUCAUUUUGCUCCAGUUACAGAUAGUAUUUGAGGUACGUAAGAAGCAUC